Nicotiana tabacum (common tobacco) is the source of this 651-nucleotide messenger RNA. The record is from RefSeq and is a predicted model, not a curated record. Lineage: Eukaryota; Viridiplantae; Streptophyta; Magnoliopsida; Solanales; Solanaceae.
AUGAAAGACGUGGGUGAAUUGAAGUUCUUCUUAGGCAUUGGAUUUUUCAAAUCAAGCAAGGGUAUACAUAUGUGUCAAAGAAAGUAUUCCUUGGAGCUAAUUUCUGAGCUUGUCCUAGGAGGAGCUAAAACAGCUAGAACUCCACUUGAAUGUAAUCAGAAACUUACUUCAAUAGAGUUUGAUAGAGCAUUCCACAAAGAUGCAGCUCAUGAAGAUCCAAUACUAGAAGAUGCUAGAGAGUAUCAAAGACUGGUAGGGAGACUUCUAUAUCUGACCAUGAUUAGGCCAGAUAUCUCAUUUGGAGUACAUGUGCUAAGUCAGUAUAUGCAUGCUCCAAAACAAUCCCACAUGGAGGCUGCUCUAAGGAUUGUUAGAUAUCUGGAAGCAUCACCAGGCCUGGAACUUUUAAUGCCAUCAACUGAAACUAGACAGCUACAAGCCUUCUGUAACUCUGAUUGGGGUUCAUGUCUACAGACCAGAAGAUCUGUCACUGGCUGCCUAGUGAAGUUUGGAGAGGCUUUGGUGUCUUGGAAAUUCAAGAAGCAGGAAACUGUAGCUAGAAGUUCAGCUGAAGCUGAAUUUAGAAGUAUGGUAUCAUGUGUAGCUGAAGUUACUUGGUUAACAGGGCUGUUCAAGGAACUAGGAAUUUAA